This is a messenger RNA of Parnassius mnemosyne (clouded apollo), 1197 nucleotides long. NCBI's taxonomy places the organism in Eukaryota, Metazoa, Arthropoda, Insecta, Lepidoptera, Papilionidae. The record is from the annotation of a GenBank genome assembly.
AUGAUUUACCACCCGUAUUUAUUUCUGAUUGGACUUAUUUGCCAAAUUGCAUUUGUGUCCCCAAUUGAUGAGAUCAAAGCGGAUGACGAGGUGCUGCAUCUAAUCGGAGACCCGGAUUUCCGCGCGGUACGGCUCCGAUGGGAGUACGGGGAGAACGAUGCUGACCAGCGGAUGAAGGUGCUGGCGUUCCAAGUGCACUACUGCGAGUUGCAGGCUUGGGGACAGUACCGGUGUCGCACUAAAGUAAUAGAUAACUUUGAAGAGGAGAAACCACUGAGGAUCAGGCCUAUCGACACAACCACAGUGACUCCUAGUACUGGCCGACGCGGGCGUUCAUAUAGCACCUAUAUUACCGGCCUGCGGAUGGCCACUACGUAUUCCUUUGAAGUGCGGCCGGUACAGCGCGAUGCGCGCGAUUUGGCUGACCCGCACUCUAUCGGCUCGAAAAUUAUCAUCGUGCCUACCAAGGGAUUUUCAGCUCGAGCAACACAAUGUUUGCCUCACGCAAGCGAGGUAGAGGUUUCCACUGGUCCAUUCUUCGGCGGCAGAAUUGCCGUGGAGGCCGCAGACGGCGGCCCAGAGCGUUGUUCCAUACAAGGCAAUCCAAACAGCGCUCAAGACGCAUACAUAUUACGUAUUCAUCACGAAGAGUGCGGCUCGGAAGUAAACGAAACUACAGUUGCAACAUACGUCAUUGUGCAAGAAAAUCUGCCUAUACUGACUCACAGCACACGUCGAUUUUUGAUUUUGUGUACCUACAAACCGGAAACACUUACGGUCAGAGCUGGUAUCAAUCUACCCAAAGCCAACCCUGGAGAUGUACUUCACGAAACGAUACCCUUUGGCUCUGUGGAACCAUACGACAAUCAAGACAUGGAUUAUAAUGAUUUACAACCAGCCAGACUUGAAGCACGUAAAGAAAAAACACAAAGUGUAUUCGGUGAAGUUUCAUUAGUCAUGUUCCUGGUUGUUGCCGCUUUUGGUGGUAUUGCGUUAUUAAUAUGGAAAAUGGUGCCACAGACAGAAAAGGACAAUGUAUCAAUUGCAACAAUCUCCUCCAUGCGCAGCAGUAUAUUUGGAAGUAGAAACAGAGACCGAUUUUCCGAUAAAAGUUCUGUGUACUCCAUUACGUUGUCAGAAAAAGAUGAAGGACCAAAGACGAAAUGUAGCGAAGGUGACAAUACGUCGGAAGCGUGA